Messenger RNA from Trypanosoma theileri, 1707 nucleotides. RefSeq lists its product as uncharacterized. The record is from RefSeq and is a predicted model, not a curated record. NCBI's taxonomy places the organism in Eukaryota, Euglenozoa, Kinetoplastea, Trypanosomatida, Trypanosomatidae. The transcript has a single exon. The coding region runs from base 1 to 1707 and encodes 568 amino acids.
AUGCAGUCAGGAUUGUACAUAUUUCGCUUUAUUCCCCCUCAUUGUCCACCGGAAGUGGAAAAAUCGACGGAUUCGAAAGAGGAAUGUCAUGUACCGCAGUCAUCAGAGGAAUUAAAUGAUUGGCAUGUUCUCUUGAAAAUUACAGUUGAAAGUGAGGGUCUAUCAGUAGGACCUCAAGGAAAAAUAUUUGUCAUGGAAGAUGAGUGUUGUGCAAACAGUGGCAGUAGCGGUGAACCAAUAGUUAUAUCUGCUUUGGGACGUGUUCCACGGCCGAUUAAAGAUCGUAAUGUCACAGUAGUAAUGCGAUACCCUUGUCGUUGGCAGUAUGCAGAGAUCUUACGAUUUGAUGUUCAUUUUGAUAAACUGGAAGGAUAUGUACUGGGUUCAAAGGAGGAAAUGUUGUACGAUGUAACGGUUAGCUAUGAGGGAAGUCAAGCGUAUGGAGGUUACAUUGGUGAAGCGACAGUAGAAGUUGAAGGUAAACCUUUUCCUUUACCACAUCGACUACGCCUCGUAUUAGAGCCAUAUGCAGGUCCACUUUGUACCAUGUGCUUAGAUCCUAUUUAUGCUCAAGGAUAUGGUUGCAGUGGAUGUGGUAUGGUGGAAUACUGCUCAACAGAAUGUCAAGCAGCUCAUAUGAGUGGUGGACAUGGUUUACUUUGUCAAAAACUCAAACAAACCUAUACACAAUCCUCUGAGAAAGUAGUAGCAGAGACAGAAAAAGGAACAGAAAUUGUGGCUUGGUGGCGCUGUUUGGGGGAUGCAUCUUAUUCUAUUCUUGUUGAUUACCGUAAUGACCUCGGACAGGCAAUUGAGUUUUUUAUCUGUACUUUAAAACCGGCACAAGAUGAGGGACUUCGUUAUCGCUACAUUGUAGAGAAAGGGACUACUCCUAAAGAGGUUAAUCAAGAGAAACUUGCCGAGUUUGCAUGUGCAGUCUUUAGUGCUGUAAGCAAAAAUGCUAUUAGCAAAGGUUGUGCUUCACUUGCUGCUGCGUGUCUGAAUUAUAUUUUUGUUUUCAGUCGUCACAUUGAUGCUAUUGUGGAUUCUCAUUUUAUUUAUUAUUCCAGUUAUCUCUCUGAGGAUUUUGAGGGGACUAUGUGCUCUGUAGAGGAGUACGUAACGUACGCUCGCCCAUUGCAUGAACUUGGAGUAGCACUUAUUGAGUUUGCCCUGAAGAGUCCCACUGCCCUUCUCUUCUGGCACCGCAUCAAGAUGGCCAAGAAUGUUUGCAUUAGCCUCUACAACGUGGACACCCGCUGCCAGUGCUCGGAGAUAAAGGAACUCGUAAAUGCGAUCCCCCGGCAGCAGCGGGAGACCCUCCAUUUGUUGUCGAAGCUCUUUCUCAUUAUGGCCUCGCGGGCCCCCAAGCGGGAGGGGCUGCGGCUGCUCGAGCAGGCGGAGAAGUGCCUGCGGGAUUGCCUCCCCACCGAGCCGGAGGGCCGCGAGGGGGACGGGGAGGGCGACGGCGACGAGGACCACCUCGAGGAGAUGGAGCUCUCGUGCCUCGCCACCCUCUACUUCCGCCUCGCCGUCCUCCUGCGGCUCUACGGCGACGCCAACAAGACGCGCGAGGCGGAUGCCCUCAAGGCACACGGCGAUGAGCUGCUCGCAAAGGCAAAGGCCAUGCAGGCAGAGGAAGAGGCAUCCAAGAAGAAAGCAGAGGAUGAAAACGAAAAAAUGAAAGAGAAAAAGAAAGAUUUUUGA